GAAUUCCAUUGUUACCUCUCGCCUCAAGCGUAACUCGUUGGGACAGCAUAAGGCUGCUAUAUCGUUGGACGCAUCCCGUCUCAUGGUUUUACCUCCUGAUAGCCCUGAUCGACCUGCAUCCAGUUCAGGAGUCCCUCUCAUCGAUACAAGACUCAGAUCUCCGAGCCCGGGCUUAGGACCUAAGCCUUCACCACUGUUACUCCGGGAAGACACCGUUGAUUUUUCAGCGGACCCUGAGGAAGAAUCGUUAAUACUACAGACGACUACAUCAAUAAAGUCUCUCGAGAUGGAUUCGGGUCGUCACGGGAAGUCCGUAUACAGCUACUCUAGAUCAAACCGCAAUGCCCUCGAAGAUGCCAGCAGUAGAAAACGCACCGAAACGGCGACGGAGUCGGUAAAACAUAAGAGGGCUGACGGGAAACACCGCUGGUUGUCUCAGCUCAAGGGCUGGGUUUCCGUGUCGGAGCCUUCAACCCAAGCCCUGAAACAAUAUAAGAAGGAAACAUACGAAAAGGCUCACAUCGCUCUUGAUGACCCCCAAGCAAACGCAAAGCUUCACUUACCAAUUGGGACGCUGCCCCAAGAUGCUAUAAAGCCGGCUGGUCGGGGUCCUGAUCCGGAGGAUAUUGCUAUGAGGCAAACAGAGCAACGGAAGAAAAUGAGACUUUCGGACAAUCGAAUGGGCAGUACAUCUCAGGGCUCUAGAUCGAGUAUUAGUCGCUAUUCAUCUUCCAGUAGUACCAUAUUUAGUGGUGGAAAGGAAAAUGGUUCACUAUAACCGGAGGUAGGAGGGUACACACUGUCUGUGACUUUACUUGAUUUUUAAUUUCGGUUUUUGUCAAUCUGCGAAAUCCCAAAUAGGACCUCUCAGCUAAAUGCGUCACGCCUAUUACCAUACUUAGGAGCUAGACUUAAUUUUGGAGGAGGUGGA
Messenger RNA from Annulohypoxylon maeteangense, 931 nucleotides. RefSeq lists its product as uncharacterized. The record is from RefSeq and is a predicted model, not a curated record. The transcript has a single exon. Bases 83 to 778 code for a protein of 231 amino acids. NCBI's taxonomy places the organism in Eukaryota, Fungi, Ascomycota, Sordariomycetes, Xylariales, Hypoxylaceae.